AUGGCCGCGCCCCCAGCGAUCCCGCGCCGCGGCCUCUUCAUCGGCGGCGGGUGGCGCGAGCCCACCCUGGGCCGCCGCAUCCCCGUCAUCAACCCGGCCACCGAGGACACCAUCGGCGACAUCCCGGCAGCCACCGCGGAGGACGUCGAGCUCGCCGUCGCGGCGGCGCGGUCCGCGUUCCUGCUCGACGGCGGGAGCCGCUGGGCGCGCGCUUCCGGGGCGACGCGGGCCAAGUAUCUGAACGCGAUCGCCGCUAAGGUGCCAAUCUCUUGUGUUUCUCUGAAUCUGAGGCCUGAAGUUAGAUGUAUACAUGUUCACAGAAAAGUUAGACGCAUGCACGGAGUUGCCGAGGCACCAUUAUCUCAUCGCCGUAUUAAAGAAAAGAUAUCGUAUCUGGCAUGGCUGGAGACAGUUGAUUCUGGAAAGCCCAAGGAUGAAGCAGUUGCGGACAUGGACGAUGUCGCUGCAUGCUUUGAGUUCUAUGCUGGUCUGGCUGAAGCCUUAGAUGGUAAACAACAUGCGCCAAUCUCUCUGCCCAUGGAAGAAUUCAAGACCUAUGUUCUUAAAGAACCCAUCGGGGUUGUUGGACUCAUCACUCCCUGGAACUAUCCUCUGUUGAUGGCUACUUGGAAGGUUGCACCUGCCCUGGCUGCUGGGUGUACAGCUGUGUUAAAACCAUCUGAGCUGGCUUCUCUAACUUGCUUAGAGCUCGGCGCAAUAUGUGAAGAGAUAGGACUGCCUUCAGGAGUUCUGAACAUAAUUACUGGUCUGGGCCCUGAUGCUGGUGCUCCAAUAGCUUCACAUCCCCAUGUGGAUAAGAUUGCUUUUACAGGAAGUACCGCAACUGGUAAGACGAUAAUGACCGCUGCUGCCCAAAUGGUUAAGCCUGUUUCAUUAGAGCUUGGUGGCAAAAGUCCUCUUGUUAUCUUUGAUGAUGUUGCUGACAUUGACAAAGCUGUUGAAUGGGCCGUGUUUGGUUGUUUUUUCAAUAGUGGUCAAGUUUGCAGUGCAACUUCUCGUCUACUUCUCCAUGAGAAAAUUGCAGAGCGAUUUUUAGAUAGACUAGUUGAAUGGGCAAAGAACAUAAAAAUCUCAGACCCACUGGAAGAAGGUUGCAGGCUGGGUUCAGUCAUCAGUAAAGGGCAGUAUGAAAAGAUUAAGAAGUUCAUCUCGACAGCAAGAAGUGAAGGUGCUACAAUUUUGCAUGGUGGUGACCGACCAAAGCAUCUCGGAAAAGGGUUCUUUAUUGAACCUACAAUUAUAACAGACGUUAGCACAUCAAUGCAAAUUUGGAGAGAGGAAGUCUUUGGACCAGUCAUCUGUGUCAAAGUAUUCAAGACAGAGAGUGAAGCUGUAGAGCUUGCAAAUGAUACCCACUAUGGCUUGGCUGGUGGUGUGAUCUCUGAUGAUCUACAGAGGUGUGAGCGCAUUGCAAAGGUUAUUCACUCAGGCAUUGUUUGGAUAAACUGCUCGCAACCGACCCUGGUUCAAGCUCCGUGGGGAGGGAACAAGCGGAGCGGUUUUGGCCGGGAGCUAGGAGAAUGGGGCCUCGAGAACUACUUGAGCGUGAAGCAAGUCACCAGGUACUGCAAAGAUGAGCUAUACGGAUGGUACCAGCGCCCAUCCAAGCUGUAG
Molecule: messenger RNA, 1635 nt
Organism: Triticum turgidum subsp. durum (durum wheat)
Lineage: Eukaryota; Viridiplantae; Streptophyta; Magnoliopsida; Poales; Poaceae
Source: the annotation of a GenBank genome assembly